This is a messenger RNA of Lepus europaeus (European hare), 945 nucleotides long. RefSeq names its product olfactory receptor 2AJ1. Lineage: Eukaryota; Metazoa; Chordata; Mammalia; Lagomorpha; Leporidae. Gene Ontology annotation, biological process: G protein-coupled receptor signaling pathway. Gene Ontology annotation, cellular component: membrane. The record is from RefSeq and is a predicted model, not a curated record. Gene Ontology annotation, molecular function: olfactory receptor activity; G protein-coupled receptor activity. The transcript has a single exon. The coding region runs from base 1 to 945 and encodes 314 amino acids.
AUGCAGGGCGGCGAGAACCACAGCCUCGGCAGCGACUUCACUCUGCUGGGACUCUUCUCCUCCCGCCAGGCCAGCCGGGUCUUCUUCCCAUUCCUAGUCUCCAUCUUUGUGCUGACGGUGACAGAAAACGCGUUCAUGAUCUCGCUCAUCCGCAGGGACCGGAGGCUCCACAGCCCGAUGUACCUCUUGCUCAGCCACCUGUCCCUCAUGGACAUCUUGCACAGUUCCAACAUCGUCCCCAAGAUGAUCGCCGACUUCCUGUCGGGCAGCAGGACCAUUUCGUUUGCAGGCUGUGGGCUUCAGGUGUUUCUGUCCCUCAUCCUGCUGGGCGGUGAGUGCCUCCUCCUGGCGGCCAUGUCCUGUGACCGCUACGUGGCCAUCUGCCACCCACUGCACUACCCCGUGCUGAUGAACGAGAAGACGGCCGUUUUCCUGGCUGGGGGUGCCUGGCUCGUGGGGCUCCUCAACUCCACGGUUCACACGGCUUCUGUUCUCCUUUUCCCCUUCUGUGGCUCCAGGGCCAUUGACCACUUUUUCUGUGAGGUCCCCGCCAUGCUGAAGUUGUCCUGUGCAGACACAUCGCGCUAUGAGCGCGGCGUCUUCGUGAGUGGCAUCAUCUUCUUGCUUGUUCCUUUCUGCAUGAUCUCUGCGUCGUAUGGCCGGAUUCUUCACACCGUGCUCCAGAUGAGAUCCUCAGAGGCGCGGAAGAAGUCCUUCUCCACCUGCUCCUUCCACAUGGUCGUGGUGGGGAUGUACUACGGGCCCUUUAUUUUCACCUACAUGCGACCCAGGUCCUACCACAGCCCCGGGCAGGACAAGCUCCUGGCCAUCUUCUACACCAUCGUCACCCCCACACUCAACCCUGUCAUCUACAGCUUCAGGAACAGGGACGUUCUGGCGGCAAUGAAAACCAUGCUUGGAAGUCACUUCCUGCGUGAGAAGUGA